Messenger RNA from Ceratina calcarata, 8050 nucleotides. RefSeq lists its product as uncharacterized. Bases 1513 to 4401 code for a protein of 962 amino acids. Gene Ontology annotation, cellular component: plasma membrane. The record is from RefSeq and is a predicted model, not a curated record. The transcript is spliced from 5 exons. Gene Ontology annotation, molecular function: protein binding. Lineage: Eukaryota; Metazoa; Arthropoda; Insecta; Hymenoptera; Apidae.
UCGUCGUCGUGACUUGAUAACAUUUUUUAUUUUUUCUAGAAUUAUAUUUAUAUUGCAAUGAGUGUAUAUGCUUGUAAACUAAAGAGACGUAGAGAAAAAGGCAGAGAGAGGAUGAGAGAGAGAGAGAGAGAGAGAGAGAAUAAAAUUCCCGAAAAGAGAAAAUGCUGAAUGCAUAUACAGGCCUUCGAUACAUUAUUAUCCCUCUCUUCGCUGGCAAUUCCAAGAGUUCUCUUUUCUCUCGCAACCCGCUAUCAUCGUGCAAUGUGGAUCUCUUUCGACCUACAAUUCGUCACCAAUAAGCGGUCAACGGUGUAGGUAGGCAGUCGGCAUUUUUCUCUCUGUGAGCUGCGAAGCGCGAGCUUAAUUCGCGUGCCGAAGCGUAUCGAGGGUAGAACGCAACGUUAUUACCCCCGCUUGACCUUCAAACAGAUAACUAGGCUACGCAGCUCGGAUGCAUCGUAAAGGAAAGGAUUUAAAAAACCCCGACUCGAUCGUAAAACGCUGGUAUUGCUAUUCAUCGGUCCGUGCAUUUCGAGACCUAUCCCUUUGAUCAUUUUCUGGUAACGCGAGAGAUGUUCUCGCAACAGCAAGGCCUGAAAAUCAUUUCCGCGGAUUGAAAAGAAGAAAAGAGAAAGCUUAAUCCAUUAGGGGAGAUUAAAACAACUCUCUUCCUCGCGAGAUCAAAGCGUGAUUUAAUGGACCGGUCUGGAUUUCGUUGAUAGAUUCCCGCGAGUCGAGCAAAAAUUUUAUUCCCAGCCGCACUAACUUUCGCACAGUGGCGAGGGAUGACAUUCAUUAGCCGGGAACAAACUUGUUCGAGCCAACGAUGAAACAAUGCGGUCUCACGGCUAGGAUUUAUUCGUCGAAGGGUAUCAAGACCGUCGAUUACGUCAGUGCGGGAGGUUUAGGGUGUCGAAACGGUUGGUGGAAAAAGGAACGAAAGAGGAGAGAACGGGGGCCGAUCGAUGGAUUGAGGCGCCAGGUCCUGAGCUCAGCCCCGUUUCGUGCCGUCACCCUUUACCCCCGUUCCCGUCUCCGUUCCCCGUGUACGUGCCCUGCAGCAAACCCGCCCUCCGGGCUUCGCUCCUCGCCACAAUCCGUGCUCUGCUCUGUGCAGUUGCGCAUCAACCUCUUUACCGCUUGCACCUGCAUUCGGUCACUGGACUUUUCCGGCUCCGUGCAAACGGUUCCUUCUCUUCCACCGACUCGGGACCGCGGCACGCACACGAGCACACGCGAAUUCUCACCCGGUGCGCGUUUCAAAGAUCAAAGGGAGACGGGAACGAAACGCUUCUUCCUCAGUCGUGGACAUUUUCUACCAUUCGAAACUAAUCGUGUUUCGAUGUUGUCAAUCGACAGUGUCACUCGUCGGUUUAAUCAUGUCGGUUGUCAUCAUUAUCACCAGGAAUCGCGGUCUCGCCAAGCUUGAAUCAGUUCCCGGGUACCGUGUGAAACUUUGAUUCCGUGCCAUCGAUUCAGGCCUUGCUAUUGUGAUGUUCGUUUCACCGACAGAUGAUUAUGGAGAUAGCUGAUGCCGGUGGUGGUUAUAAACGAUUCCUCGUUCUGUUGUUACUUUUGCACGGACGCACGGAAGUGGUCUUAGCCGGUGAUUGCGGUCUAGCCGAAUUAACUUGCCGGGAUGGGCAUUGUGUACCGAUUGACGCGUAUUGCAACGGAUGGGAUGAUUGCGGCGAUAACAGCGACGAACCGCCGAUGUGCACGCCCUGCAAUCGUACCUAUCACGGACGCGAAGGGCGCACCUACAAAUUGGAUCUUCCGAGACCGUCGGAGGAGCGCCUGCCGUUCCUCUGUCAUCUGACGUUCACCGCUGCUGGCCAGGGGUACGGGGAGCUGGUGCAGCUCCUCUGGGACGCUUUUAGCGUCGGCAGAGUCGAUCCCACGGACAGCUUCGUCACUAGCUGCCCCGAAGGAUCGUUGCAGCUCGCCGAACUGGGGAGGCACUUCACCGGUGGUUCCUGGUGCGGAGUCGGCGAAGGGAAGGCUACGUACUACAGCGAGACCAGCACCGUGACAGCCUCCAUACGCUUGUUCCACGCGCCUUCCAGCAUCCCCUUCGAGUUUCAUCUGAGAUACAGAUUCGUCUCGCGCAACGAAGCCGUCGCCAGACUGGGGAAACCCGAAGUUCCCAUCGAGAGAGGUUCCCCGGUACCGGGUACUUAUUGCUCGAGGAACUUUUACGAAUGCCACUUGAAGCAGUGCAGGCUGCAGAGCCCGAACUAUCCCGGGGAAUAUCCGAGAAACGCGAGCUGCCUGAUCACCAUAAGGCAGAAGGAAGUGCCCACCUGCAAGCACGCAAUGAUUUCCGUCAAGUCCAGUCCCACUGGCCCGGCGGGAGUUAAUACGGCCAACAGUACUUUGAGCGUGUGGCACGAUUGUCCACCGGAGAAGGACCGACUGAUCUUUCGCGACGGCGUCAGACCGGAAGACCAGAUUCUACUGAUUUAUUGCGGCGGCCCUUUGCCCAGAAUCACUGCCAGGGGUCCGACGAUGCAGGUCGAAUUUCGAAGUUCCCCGAUAGCAAUUCCCCUCGGCGCAUCCGCGUUGAGGAUCGAGCUGGAGAUCCAAGUGGUCUACGUCGACUCCGACGGUCUCGAUUACGCCAAGGGCUCUUCGGACUGCCACUUCUUCGUGAACAGUACCAAUAAGAGGAGCGGCGUUUUGAGGGCACCGCUUCACGCAGUGCCACCGAACUCCAGUUGCACGUGGAACAUCAAAGGAUCCGCCGGAGACAGGGUGUGGAUCUACUUCUCCUCGUACUCGCAGAGGGAUUUGACGGGCAGCGUCGAGAACAACGCCAGUUCUCAAAACCAGGCGGACGUCCCUUGCGCGGUGAAGUUGAUCUUCUGGGACGGUACUCCGACCACAGGAGCCGCGAUGGCUACUCUCUGCGAUGACACGCCAAAGUUAUGCGCGCACGCGGCGUUACGGAACAACACUAGAAGCACCAGACCCUGCACCGAGGACGAGAGUUACAUUACCGUGACUCCGUCCUUAACGUUGCGCAUGGAAACCUUGCUGGGCACCUCUCUUCACACCGUUAAUUUUAAUGCGCAGUACGAAUUCAUCUCGACGACCCAAGUCGGGGAGCCGUGGGACGCUGGCGUUUGCAGCAGAAUUUGGCGCAAAGUUCGAAGCGGCGAGGUAUUCUCGCCGCGCGACGUUCGCCUCUUCGGACGCGGUGGGUCCACGAGGCUGGACUGCAGAUAUCGCAUCGAGGCUGGGGCGGACGAGCGAGUACGAUUGACGUUGCACAACGUCAGCUUAGGAGAAUCGACUCUCUGUACCAGCGAACCGGACCCGCAUACCGGGCGACCGCGUUGCGUACAGGAAGUCGGCUCCAGAGAGGCUCGUUUAGUCCUGUACGAAGCUCCCUGGAAGGACGUGAGACUUCAAAGGGCUUGCUUAUGCGAUAACACGUCGAACCUUCCGCUGACGCACAUCUCCUCGGGCAGAGCUCUGGAGCUCACUUUCCUGGUCGACCAACAGGCCCCGCACGAAGACUUCCAAACCCUGUUCUUUUACGCGAGCUUCGAACUCGUCCGGGCUCCCGAGUGUCCCAGAAAACAGAGAGUUCGUGGAGAAGGUGGCGAACUGCGAUUCGUAGCUCCUCCUUUGUCAAGACCGGACAUUUAUUGCGAAGGUCUUCCAUGGCUGGUGGAGGCUCGUGAGAACAGAUCUCUGUUCGUGUUAAUUUGGGGCUGGUUCCUCCCCCUCGAGCCACCUCCCGUAACGGAAAUGACGGAGCAAGCCAAGUGCCCCACGACCAACAGAAUCCUCCUCUACUCCGGUUGGCCGCCGAAACUUCUAAAGGUGGUCUGCCCGGCGGAACCAGGCGCGAGAGAAUACACCGUUCACGUAUUUUCUGAAGAGUGGCUGGGUGGAAGCGGGGAAGGCAAAUGGCCAGGUCCUCCGCGGCCUCCGGCGCUCCUGCUAGACUUCGUGGCAAGGGAAUCGGGACAGGCCGCCGCUUCCUGGUUAGAGAUCUCCAAGAGCAGAUCCGCGUUACGGCGGCAGUUGCGGCUACCGGAGCGGGGAAUCGAGAACGAGACCCUGAGUAACGGAGACUGCCCUCACAAGUGCCCCGAAUUGAGCGCCUGCAUCGCUGCGUCGCUGUGGUGCGAUGGCCGGGCUCAUUGCCCGUCCGGGCACGACGAGGCGAACUGCGACAAUGGCGCGAAACUACUUGGACUACUGCCAUCGGAAAUGUGGCUCGUGCUGGCCGGCGUCUCCGGAAUCAUCGCUGCCUUCGCGUGCUUCUUCGCUGUCCUUAUUAGCAGAUCAAAAGCGCGCACAAAGAGACUUCAUUACAAGGGUACAAAGAAAAGCAAUAGACCGAGACGGGCACCGACGGAAGAGACAUUGUUAGGAGCGGCAUCCUGACAACAGCAGCCCGGUUUCGUGGAGUACAUCCACGUGGACCGGGAGACAACCGUCUAGCAAUAUUUCUCUGUGCUUUACCGUCCACUAACUUAACGCUACUCCCAACUCCCAGGUAUGCUAAAGCGAGGAGAACGGUUCUCUUUUUAUUUCUUUCUUUCUUUACCUUGCCAUAUCUCUUGUGACUUUCAUGUUUAAAUUUAUGGUUUCUCAUGAGAUUAAAAUAGCCACGGGUAAUCAGUAGGUUCUCUAUAAUUAUUCUCACGAUUUAUACGAGGUAGAUCAAACAGUUAGUUGUACGAACGUUUAGAUUAACGUUUCACGUAUUCAUUCAUAGUGUAUGAUAGCUAACACUAACGACUAAAACUCAUUGCUGCGGUUUUAUCGAACGCUCUCCAUUCUUGGGAUGAAAAGUAACACGCGGUUCAGUUACGAUAGCGUUUUAUAAACCGGAGAGAUGCUGCAGCCGAUUAAUAUUAAUAUGCAGAAAUGAAUAUAAUUUGAAUACAAGUAUAUCACGCGUAUUGCUCAAAAAGUAAAUGAUUACUGCCAAAAAGGAAAAUAAUAUUUUCAGUUCGUUUAGCGCGUACCACAUGAUUAGCAGCAAAGUAAAAAAAUGUACUCGGCACAGAUCAACCGUUUCGUACUGUUUUAACAUAAACGAAAGGAGGAGUUUCGUGGUUCAAAAUUAAUCAUACAUUCUACGAACAAUGCCAAAGAUUAAUUUCAAACGUGUUCAACGACCUUUAAACAUAUUUUUGUGACUACUUCGGAUAUAUUUAACGGUAACAAAGAAUUAUAAUAAUGACGCGCAGUUAAAGACACUUAUUUAAGAUCUUAUUGAAUUUACCGAACGGGGGGACUCUCGAUGUUGAUAUUGUUGAUAUCUUUUAUUUUUGUUUCGCUCUAAAUACGGAGACUGUAAAGUACUACACUUAUAAGGGAACAAUUGUGUAGGUGAAGUUCCAGCGCACAAGAGAUUGUGAAGAAAAUAAAGGGAAUGACAAAAUGACAAAAAAAAUUAGCUGAGACUUACGGUACGAUACGCUAAUCUCUAUAGAACACAGUGAUCGUGUACUAAUGACAUAAAGACCCUAAUUAAAACUGCAAUCUUUAUCGAGACGUUUAGGGUGCAGGCUGAAGGACCAAAAAGGUCUCAAUAAAGAUGACCGUAGCUAUUUCGAUUGGGGCUAUUAUCACUAGUACAGGUCCACUGUCCAGUGUUCUAUACAGAUCAGUGGUACAAUAUUAUAUAACAGUUUUCACUUUAUUCUGAUUAAUAUUUCGUUGAAGAGUAAUGAUCGAACAGUGAUCAGUUUGCAACGAUCCAUACACAGAGUAGCAAAUUAUAUUCUUAUUAAUCAAUUGAAACGAAGAAAAUAUACAUGGCCGGUGUGAAUAAAAAAUAUGAAAUGGAUCAUAGAAUAUUUCUGGGUGUGUUCUAAAUGGAAGAUCAAUCGAGAAUCAUAAAAUCGCUGUUAUACAAUAUUUAGUACUAUAGUUGAUAGUUGCACUCUUACGAGGUAAGGUUAAAAAUAGCUGUGACACGAGGAAAAAGUUGGAGGGUAACGAUAACGAUAUAAUUUACUAUUACAUAUAUAUAUAUAUAAAGCACUCGAUAAUGUUAAGACGUUGUUAUUAAAGUAUAAUUGUUGUUACGACACAAACAACUGAUACGUGUGUGUAUCAAUUAUUUGACUAAACUGAACGAAGACAAGCGAUGCGAGCUCGCCUACAUCGAUUCGUGAUCGCAUUCGUCGUCGUCGUCGUCGUCGUAUAUUUUAAAUGGAAAAUCGAAACAUUAGGUGGACGAAUUACAAUCCAAAGAAAAUGAGUAAAUCAAACAUAGUUUUUAAUUCAACUAUAUAACUGUAGAUAUUGAGGUUACGAAUCGUCGGUUAAGGGAUUAACGAUUAAGCACCACUCUCUAAGGACUGAAAGUAAAUUGCAAGCGAUGCAUUGAUUAAGUAAGAAAAGAGAAGCGAAGAAAAGGCAAAAGGGGAGAUUGCGUAACGUAUAAGUGCUGUUGAGAGUAACGUUAAUGUAUCGUGUAUCUAGAGGUUAGGAAAUGUAAAACACGAAUUAGAGCCGGAGUAGGUGAAGUAACAUACAUGGAUUCUGUAUCACGCGCAGGACUGAUUCCUUGCAAAGCUGAUUAUUCUUCGUUUCUAUCUAAAGGACAGCGAGAAUUCUAAAAACGAAAUUCUAACAAAUAUUUUACUGUUAUAAGUCGUUCGUUUCCAAUUGUAAUUGCAAGGGAUUGAAAUGCGAGAAGCGUGUUCCGAUACCAAAGAUACACACCUCUACGUACUUUAAGAGAACUGACUGUAUGCGUGUAUCAUGGUCCGCUAAAAGUAUUCCCAAUUCCGAGUCUGAUUUGAUAUUCGUAAGAGGAGUUUGAACAAUUCCGUUGUCUGAUCGUUUCGUUGAUCGAUCUGUGAUCUUCGUUUCUGUAAAUAACUUAAUGAUCUCUCGUUUGUUACAGGCUGUGUUACUUUAAAAUAUAUGUACGUCUGUGUUUGGAUAUAAUCCGAGUAUGUAGUAUCGGUUCGCGUAGACCAUGUAACAUAGAGUUGAAUGUAAGUAGCGAGAAUUAGAGAAACUUUAAUGAGGGAGUCCGACGACUAACGAUCGCCUCCUUCAGACUAUUCUAAUCCAGAUAACGAUUUAGAGUUUUGAGAGGAAUACAUUUUAUGAAGAGGAAAAGAGUACCUAUAAUUAUAUAUACUAGGCUCUACUUUAGUAACGAAUUUACUUAAAGAGGAAGAGUAAAAAAAAUCUAAAUAUUAUAUAUACACUCAUAGAAUAUAUAUAUACAUAUAGUUUAAGAUUUACUUGUAUGUAUUCGGAUGAUUGUACGUACGCAUCCGUUUAACGUUUGUAGAACGAAGGAAACGAAAAUCGAAUCUGUCGUUUAAAGGGGGGGUUCGCUCUCGUGGAAAAUACAUAGAGUACAGAACUUAUUGCCUUUUACGUACGUAAGUGUGACAUCGGGAGUCACGUGUAAUUUCACCUAACAAUAAGAAGAAGUAAAGGGGAACGUAUGUACCUAUUCCAUUAUGUACGUUUUAAACGCGGCGGCGUUGGGCGUACGUAGAUUUUUACUUUGCUCGCUCGUUUAGUUCUCACGAUCAACAGAAUCCAUCGGUUGGAACUAAGUACGCACCGUGAUGAAUGGCACGAUGGUGAACGUUUGCCCAGCGCCGGUUGCAACCGUAGAAAUAGGUAGAUGCCAAAGAGUAUUACGUAGAAAUAAUUAUAAUUUCACGAGUUCUCAACGACUUCCUCCUCCGCUCUUCUUCCUUGUUUAGAAGUCUCCCCAACUUGUUUCGAAGUCUUCCUGAUCAUACAUAAAUGAUAUAGUACAUAUAUACGUACUUUAAGUUCUGUCACUGCCUCGAUAAAUAAGUCAGAGAAACAGGAUAGGGUGAAAUCAUUCUGAAUCGCUGCCCUUCGUUUAAACAGAAAAUUCAUUUGCAUGCGGAUACACUUAUAUUUCAACAAACAGUUUUUCCGCCGUUCACAAUUAUCGUUUGGACAGGUUCAAGGGGAAUCUUUCGUAUCCCUCGAACGGAGACAUACACAGAAGACACGUACACACACAUUUGUAUCGAUACUUUGAAUUUGAAAUAAAUGCGAGAAAUUCAAAGUA